Molecule: messenger RNA, 1176 nt
Organism: Dinoponera quadriceps
Lineage: Eukaryota; Metazoa; Arthropoda; Insecta; Hymenoptera; Formicidae
Product: zinc finger matrin-type protein 2
Exons: 7
Coding region: 260-853 (197 amino acids)
Biological process (GO): mRNA splicing, via spliceosome
Cellular component (GO): spliceosomal complex; U4/U6 x U5 tri-snRNP complex
Molecular function (GO): nucleic acid binding; zinc ion binding
Source: RefSeq, a predicted model, not a curated record
GAGCGUCUUAAGACCAAAACUAAGGUAAAUUUCUUGAGGGUUAAACGCCUAUUGUAGACUGGCUAAGCUACUGGCCCUAAGACCCGACUAGGAAUAUUGGCCAUUGUGACAAUAGGAAAAGUGGGGGUAAUCCAUGGUUACAUAGAGCGGAUAUUUGAGAGGUAACAUCGCGGAUAUGACUGCUCUCCGGGUACACUCAGGCUGAGCGAUUUGUUUACUCUGUCAAACAUUUUAUAUCGUCGUCACAAUAUCGAAAAAAAUGUCCAUGAGACCCGAUGAUCACAGGAGGAAAUGGAACCGGGAGGAAUACGAAAGGAUUGCGCUUCAGAGGCUCCAGGAUGAAAUCGCAGAGGAGGAAUUGGGUCUUCCUAAGCAACCGGCAGUUAAGAGAGAGUUGCUCAAACAGAGAGACUAUAAAGUAGAUCUUGAAUCUAAAUUGGGAAAGAGUGUAGUUAUCAAUAAAAAUACACCAUCCUCACAAACUGGAGGAUAUUACUGCAAUGUCUGUGACUGCGUUGUUAAAGAUUCCAUCAAUUUUUUGGACCAUAUUAACGGGACAAAACAUCAACGCAACUUGGGUAUGUCUAUGAAGAUAGAGAGAUCCACGGUGGAACAAGUUAGAGCUAGAUUUGCCCUGAAUAAGAAAAAACGUGAAGAGAAGGAAAAGGAUUAUGAUUUGGAACAAAGAGUAAAGGAGCUUAAGGAAGAGGAAGAAAAGAUUAAAGAGUACAGGAAGGAAAAGAGGAAAGACAAGAAGAGGAAAAUCGAGGAACUCGUGGAGGACGAUGCCGGGCCAUCUGAUGAAAUGGUCGCAAUCAUGGGAUUUUCCGGCUUUGGCUCCAAGAAGAAGUGACAAAGUGACGUUGUCGAACAUUCGUGAGCACAGCUAUGUUUGAGAAACUCGUUUCUUAUACAGAGACUGCCUUCCCGCCCGCGGGAAGGCAAUUGGAAAUGACGAACAGUUGGAUUUCCAGUCUUUGCAAUUUUGUUGCAAACGUGUGUUUAUAACGUGCACAUUUCCCCACUAUCGUUCGUGUGUCGAAGAAAACGCACAAUUACAAAUCUGUGACCAAUGUGACAACUUACACAAAUUUGAGUUUAUACAAUGUUAAUCGCUCGGAAUAUGCAAUGUGAAGAUAAAAUCAAUUAUAUUGUCGCAAAAUGAUUAUUCGAUAA